AACACAUUUUAUACUCGGUAUAAAUUCCUCAUUCCCUUGACAUCGUUCUUUUCAUUGCAGCUAGCAUUUAGUUUCAUUCAUCCACAGCCUCACUUAGCUCUCCAUCUCUUUCAGUGAUCACUAUUCCGAAAUGAGUACUUUUGAGGAACCGGAGAAGAAAGUGGUAUCAGUUGGACCAUGGGGAGGCCAAACUGGGCUCAUGUGGGAUGACGGAGUUUACUCAACGGUAAGGCAAUUAGUGAUAGCUCAUGGCUCUGGGAUUGACUCCAUCCAGAUUGAGUAUGAUAGCAAAGGGUGCUCAUUUUGGUCAGACAAGCAUGGUGGAAAUGGAGGCUGGAAAACAGACAAGGUGAAGCUUGAUUAUCCAGAGGAAUUUUUGACUUCAAUUCAUGGGUAUUAUGGCAAGAUAAGUGAAUGGGGGACAGUCUCAGUCCGAUCGCUUACUUUCAAGAGCAACAAAAGAUCUUAUGGACCUUUUGGAAUUGAACAAGGAAACUAUUUUUCACUUCCAGUGACAACUGGUAACAAAAUUGUUGGGUUUCAUGGGAGGUCUGGCUGGUAUCUUGAUGCAAUAGGAGCUUACCUCAAGCCGAUUCAGAAUGAUCAAAACCACUACAACGUAGUUAUGGCUCACACACAGUACAGUUAUAUGACUGGUGGCGCUGACAUCCCUGCUGGCUACUCACUACUCCAAAACUGUGAUGUGUUUCUCGCUAUAAGACCCGAGGAUGAUCCCAUUACUACAAACCCUGCAGCUUCAAUGCCCAACAAGCUCUUUAGGCAGUUUUCUAAUUCUUCAGUGCCCACGGCCGACGUCGGCCCAUCAUCAAGCCCACAGCUAGCGCUGUUAGAUCUUCAAACGCAUAGCUUGGUUUCAGUCCUGGAACAUGUCCUUCAUUGUUCAUACCUAUUACAUUGAUUAUGUCUCUGUUCAUACAUUUAUAUAUGAACUGGAAAAAGUGAAAACCCAUAUAGCAGUACUUAUUUUUCAAGCUGUGAGGUAGGUUCCAGUUUGGCCACCAAUUAUGGAAGCAGUGUCCUGAAAAGGCAGGGCCAACUCAUUUGCAAUGUCAUGCGAAUAGGCAACAAGCUAGUGAUUAUAUAUUUCAGG
Messenger RNA from Rosa rugosa (rugosa rose), 1111 nucleotides. RefSeq names its product jacalin-related lectin 19-like. Gene Ontology annotation, molecular function: carbohydrate binding. Bases 131 to 919 code for a protein of 262 amino acids. The record is from RefSeq and is a predicted model, not a curated record. NCBI's taxonomy places the organism in Eukaryota, Viridiplantae, Streptophyta, Magnoliopsida, Rosales, Rosaceae. The transcript is spliced from 3 exons.